Messenger RNA from Phytophthora sojae, 531 nucleotides. RefSeq lists its product as hypothetical. The annotation marks the transcript as partial. NCBI's taxonomy places the organism in Eukaryota, Oomycota, Peronosporomycetes, Peronosporales, Peronosporaceae. The record is from RefSeq and is a predicted model, not a curated record. The transcript has 2 exons.
CCCGACAUCAUCGAGUGGAAGCUGGAUUGCGGCUACUUCUGGGUCGGCCAGUGGCACUACACUCUGGCUGAGGCGUGCCGCCACGGCAAUUUGGAUGUAAUCAAGUUCCUGGUGGAUCACCCAACAGGACAGCAAGUCAUCGACGAGAUGGGCCGCAGCAGAGAGCUCUCGAGUCUCGUGUGCUUCCCUGCUGCCAAGGGCAACAACAAGGCGAUGCAGUAUCUACUCGACGAAGGGGCUGGCGGGCCAUUCGAGCAGGCGAUGCUCAACCCUGCGAGCUUCACCCCGCUUGCUCUCGCCAAGAACAAGUUCGAGGUGCUGCUGUUCCUACACGAGCACCACCCGGAAGCCCUCACGCCCGACUUCGUGCGAAGCGCCCGUCUGCCUAUCACGGGACUAUUGACGCCAAGCGAUGUCCAGAUCCAAAACUGGUUGAAGCUACACUACCCCGUGCCAGACAUCUCCCAACUUGCAGGAGGGCUUCCUGAAAGAGUGGCGCAGCAGAUCGCGAGGCAACAGGCGAAGACCUGA